This is a messenger RNA of Folsomia candida, 1624 nucleotides long. It is a transcript of the gene dare, whose product is annotated as NADPH:adrenodoxin oxidoreductase, mitochondrial. Gene Ontology annotation, biological process: ubiquinone biosynthetic process. The coding region runs from base 76 to 1512 and encodes 478 amino acids. The transcript is spliced from 6 exons. The record is from RefSeq and is a predicted model, not a curated record. Gene Ontology annotation, cellular component: mitochondrion. Lineage: Eukaryota; Metazoa; Arthropoda; Collembola; Entomobryomorpha; Isotomidae.
AGGGAAGGGAAUAGAUUUGAGUAAAAUAUUACUGUUCCUUGAUUUUCAUGAUUUCGUCACAUUUUUGUAAUAAGAAUGUUGCUAAAACAUAUUUCUAAGAAUAAUUUAAAAUUAGGAACUUUAGGUAAUAAUUUACACAAGUAUUUAUCUAGUCAUGGUCAUACCGGUUUGGACGUUAGACUCCUCCUCAGGAGAAGUAAUCACAGAUUUUGUGUUAUCGGGAGUGGACCGGCAGGAUUUUAUGCAGCGCAACAUUUACUCAAGCUGAAGCCCUCAAGUCGUGUCGACAUUUAUGAAAAAUUACCUGUGCCCUUUGGCCUCGUGAGGUACGGGGUCGCUCCAGACCAUCCAGAAGUAAAGAAUGUCACCCACACUUUCACAACCGUUCUGAAAAACCCUAACGUUGCGUUUAUAGGUAAUUUUGAGGCUGGGAAAGACAUUACUUUGGGCAAACUUAAGGAAUCUUAUCAUGCCAUCUUGUUGGCCUACGGUGCUAGUGAAGACAGGAAACUAAAUAUACCUGGCGAAAAAGAACAUGUCGUUUCUGCCCGGGAUUUUGUUGGUUGGUACAACGGCCUUCCAGCAAAUCGAGACCUGGCUAUCAAUUUGGAAACAAAGAAGCGUGCCAUAAUAAUUGGGAAUGGAAAUGUGACCUUAGAUAUUGCCAGGAUAUUGCUGUCCCCGAUUGAACUACUCGAAAAGACUGAUAUUAGCCCGUAUGCAUUGGAUGCUCUGAAAAAAUCAACGAUUUCCGAAGUCGUUAUUUGUGGCAGACGGGGACCACUCCAGGUUUCAUUCACCAUAAAAGAGUUGCGUGAGCUGGUUAAUAUGAAAAGUGCCCGAGCCGUGUCAGAAAUUAGAGAUUUUGACGGAAUUAAUGAACAGCUUCUUAAAGACUUUCCAAGACCAAAGAAACGCUUAACGGAGCUACUACUUAAAUCGGCCCAAGCGUCAGAUACCACCAGCUCGGGAAGUUAUUCAAAAUCUUGGUUUCUAAAGUUUAUGAGGUCUCCAAAAAUGGUUGAACGACACGGAGACAAACUACAUCUUACUCUUGAAAUAAAUGAGUUUGAUCCUGCCAACAAAGAAAGGGUUGUGGGGACGGGAAAAACGGAAGUAAACAUUUGUGACAUAGUCUUUCGAAGUGUGGGGUAUAAAGGGAGACGAAUUUUUGAUGAAUUGCCAUUCGAUGAAAAUACGGGGAUAAUUCCUAAUGUAGGAGGAAAAAUAGAAAAUGGUAUCUACUGUGUCGGAUGGGCUGGGCAAGGCCCCAGAGGUGUCAUUUUAUCCACCAUGCAAAACUCAUUCGACGUUGCAAAGACAAUCAUUCAAGACAUGGAGAGCGUCCCCCAUUCAGAUAAAUCUGGUUUUGAAACCAUAAAGAACUUGGUGACCGACAAAAGACUCACGUGUUACACAGACUUUGUUAAAAUAGCCGACUUUGAGGAAAAGCACAAUAGAAAAGUGACCACAAUUGACGAAAUGUUUAAAAUAAUCAAUGGAAAGUUAUGAUUAUUUGUAUAAAUUUAGGCUAAAAUUUUCUAAUAUAUUUUAGGCGUCAGACAACAUUAAUAUAUCAAUAUUAUGACAAUAUAGCAACAGCAUUUUUAUAGUCUCUCGUUUA